Lachancea mirantina is the source of this 1728-nucleotide messenger RNA. Lineage: Eukaryota; Fungi; Ascomycota; Saccharomycetes; Saccharomycetales; Saccharomycetaceae. The record is from the annotation of a GenBank genome assembly.
AUGGAUAACGAGUUCUCAGGAAAACCUUUUAAACUCGGUGCUAGAAAAACCGUUACGCAGCUAUUAUGUUCCUCAAUAAUAGCACUUUCGUUAUUUUGGUUAACUUGCAAGGAAAGAAAGCCCGAGGACACUUAUGCUUUCACUAGUGGAACACCAAAAAGAUGCCCUGCGAUGCCUGCAUUGAGACCAAAAUCUUACACUCGGGAUAAUUCAACGAUCGAGAUGAUCGUGCGUGAUGAAGCGUUUAGAACUGAAGCUAUCGCGAAGCUUCUGGGUGCUGUCGGAGUCAAGACCGAAAGUUUUGAUUCUCAUUUGUGUCCCAGCCAAUAUCCAGAGUCUUACUCGUCGUUUCUAGAUUUCCACCAAUACCUCAAGGACGCGUAUCCAAUUGCACAUGAAAAGAUGCAGCUCGAGCACCCCAAGUAUGACUACAAUCUGCUUUACACUUGGAAUGGCUCAAAUCAGACUUUAAAGCCUCUUGUCCUUGCGGCUCACCAAGAUGUCGUUCCCGUUAAUCCUGACACCUUAUCAGAGUGGAAUCACGAUCCUUUUAAGGGCUUCAGCGACGGCACUUUUCUUUACGGACGUGGUGUGUCAGACUGUAAAUCGCUGCUAACAUCGUUGCUGAAAGCAGUGGAGUUACUAAGCCAGGACGGUUUUACACCCUCGCGCACGAUUAUUUUGGCGUUUGGGUUCGACGAAGAAGUGGGAGGUAGAUAUGGCGCCGGGGAACUUGGCAAAUUUUUGCUCGAUCGGUAUGGUUCUAACGGCAUUUAUGCGAUUGUGGAUGAAGGUGGUGCUGCUAUUGAGAAAAUAGGUGACACCUUCUUUGCUUUACCUGCAGUUGGUGAAAAGGGUUCCUUCAGUUCUCAAAUUGAACUUUAUACGCCGGGAGGACAUUCCUCGGUACCUCCAGACCACACCGGGAUAGGUAUAAUGUCGGAACUAGUAACUUUAAUUGAGUCUAGUCCGUUUCAGUCAAAAGUAUAUGAAGAAAAUCCCUUCUACAGUUAUUUGCAAUGCAUGGCCGAGUUUGCAACGCGUGACGAAUCUAUACCAUGCGGGGACAUAAAACAUAUGUUCAAGGACGUGGGCGCGGAAGAACGAGUCUUGAAAUGGGUGGAUUCGCAUCGCAAUUUGAAAUACUUGGCGAAGACAACACAGGCAGCGGACAUCAUAAAGGGCGGGAUUAAGGCAAACGCGUUGCCAGAGCUCACACAGGUCACCGUUAAUCACCGUGUCAACGUGGGCUCCUCAUGCAAUGUAACCGCCAUGAAAAUACUCCGUGACAUCCAAAAAGUAGCGUCAAGUUACGAUAUAGGACUAGUUUUCAACGGUCUAGGGAUCCACGAGCCUACUCAAAAUGGAUAUUUUAAUUACACCGCGAUGGGAUUUCUCGAACCUGCUCCUGUGUCUCCGGUCGUUGGCCCUGUAUGGAGUACAUUUAGUGGGACGAUAAGACAUGUUUUUGAAGACGUUGUGUUCGCUGGCAAACCGGACACGCAGGUGGUUGUGGCUCCUUCGAUCACUACCGGCAAUACCGACACCGCGCAUUACUGGGAUUUGAGUGAAAAUAUCUACCGGUACAAGUUCGCGACAUUCAACAGCGUUCUUGAUGGUCAUGCGCAUAGCGUCAACGAGAAAAUGCCUAUAGAUUCCUAUCUGUACCUAAUUGCUUUCAAUUACGAGUACAUUUUGAAUUCUAACGAAGAAUCUCGUUCAGGCUGA